Peromyscus eremicus (cactus mouse) is the source of this 655-nucleotide messenger RNA. It is a transcript of the gene Cort, whose product is annotated as cortistatin. Gene Ontology annotation, molecular function: neuropeptide hormone activity. Gene Ontology annotation, biological process: regulation of cell migration. The record is from RefSeq and is a predicted model, not a curated record. The transcript has 2 exons. NCBI's taxonomy places the organism in Eukaryota, Metazoa, Chordata, Mammalia, Rodentia, Cricetidae. Bases 187 to 513 code for a protein of 108 amino acids. Gene Ontology annotation, cellular component: extracellular region.
CUCACAAAUGUUUGUGUGAGAACUGAUUGCUCCGGCUUGUGCGUCACUGCACGAGUGUGGAGAAGCGUGCAAGUUUUCAGUGGACGUGUGCAGACCCCAGAACAGCUGGCGCUGCAGCUUAAAAUACCAAGACUCCAAAGAGAGACCCUCAUCCACAGAGCACUGACUUGAGGGCCGCCAAAGAGGAUGGGUGGCUGCAGUGCCAGAGGCAAGUGGCUGGCAUCCUUCGGGCUGCUGCUGCUCUGGGGGACUGCAGCCACUGCGCUUCCCCUGGAGAGUGGUCCCCCUGGCCAGGACAGUGUGGAAGCUGCAGAAGGGAAGAGGAAUGGCCUCCUGACUUUCCUUGCCUGGUGGCAUGGUUGGACCUCCCAAGCCAGCUCCAGCGCCCUCCUCGGAGGGGAUGCCAGCGAGGUGUCUACGUGGCAGGAAAGCCCACCUCUCCAGCAGCCCCCACGCCGGGAUAAAAAGCCUUGCAAGAAUUUCUUCUGGAAAACCUUCUCCUCUUGCAAGUAACCCCACCCUGGCCAAGCCACCCUGUGAAAUGCAACCAGUCUGAAUAAAGGAUGUCAGGCAACAUGGAGCUUUCUCCUUAAUUGAGCUUUUCUUCCACGCCACGUGAAAAUUAAAUUUUAGUAAUGGCCACUACCCAUAUAGG